AUUUUUAUUUUGGGCUUAGGAGCGCAAGUCAUUUGAUGAAAAGUUUAUUCGAAUGGACACAGAAAGUCUCUGUGAGUUGACAUCAGCUGCUUACAGCCUUCAGUUGAAGCCUUUAGUUGGUCUCACUAUUCGUGCACUGGCACGAAUUGUUGAAGGGAAAACUCCUGAGGAGAUACGUGAGAUAUUUCAUUUGCCUGAUGAUCUUACUGAGGUGUCAGGUCCCGGGGGCACUGCUCUUCAGUAAUUCUCUUCUUUUUGCAUGUUAAAGAGAGAAAAAAAUAAAAAAUAAACAAACAGACCAACCUGAAUCUCAGGCUGAUUGUAUUUCUUAUAAGUAAUUAUGAAUAGAGGGUUGGAUUCCCUUAAUAUUAAAGUCUUAAUCUUUUA
This is a messenger RNA of Rubroshorea leprosula, 387 nucleotides long. The record is from the annotation of a GenBank genome assembly. Lineage: Eukaryota; Viridiplantae; Streptophyta; Magnoliopsida; Malvales; Dipterocarpaceae.